Schistosoma curassoni is the source of this 1349-nucleotide messenger RNA. NCBI's taxonomy places the organism in Eukaryota, Metazoa, Platyhelminthes, Trematoda, Strigeidida, Schistosomatidae. The record is from the annotation of a GenBank genome assembly.
AUGAUUCAUGAGGAUAUAAAAAAGUCCACUACAUUACUACGUCAUCUCAACCUAGUGCAUACUCAAGGUUAUGCAGACAAUUCAUUGAAUUUGGAUGGAGUUCACGAGGAUGGGGACAAGUUUGGUCAGUGUUUGUCCUGUUGCAAGUUCCACUCUUCUAAUUCAUGUAAAUUUCAUAAUUCUAAAUGCUUCAAAUGUCGUGAUAUUGGACAAGUUCAGUCAGUUUGUAAUGCUAAUGUUCAUCUUACUGCAAUUAAUAUUAAGUCUUGUAAUUCUGAUUCUACUGAGUCGAGUAUUCAUGAUGAUCAUUUAUCUUUAUCAACGAUUUCAAAAGACAGUGCAGAGUCAUAUGGCAGUUCAGAGUUAAAUGAAAUCCAGAAUUCUUGUGAGACAACAUUUCCUAAUCAACCGAUUUAUCAGAAUUCUCAUGCUAUUGUACCAAGUAUGACUUUUCAUAAUGAUUCACAUAUUUCUAAUGAAAUUACUUGCAAUUCUGAGGAAAAUAUGUUAAAUGAACCUAAUCAUGAUCGAAAACCUGAUGUGGUUUGGAUAGAUGCUGAUUUUUCUAACGAUCCUACGCUCUGCAACGACAGUCCUGAUGAAUUUCAUGAGAAUAUUUCAGAAGAAUCAAAUCCUGAUGUCAUAUCAUAUAUUACCUAUCCUCAUAAUGUAUUUGAUCUUCGUGAAAAACCUGCCCAAUGCGAAGCACGAGUACUAAGUGACCUCGAGUUUUAUUAUAUUUCGGAUGAUUUCAUAUCAACUGCUGUUUACUCUUAUCACAAAAACAGUUCUAAUGUUUACUCUAAACAAUGUGAGAUAUAUGUUUUAAAUGAAGCCACAUUAUUCAUAACUUGGGAGUAUAAAGAUCCAACAUUAUUUCGUGGGGGGGGAUAGUGUUGAAAAAUCUAUGGUUCGAAUUCUAGAUAUCAAUGAUUUCAUUACAAAACCGACAUGCUGGUUGUAUACAAUUCCAGGACUGCAAUUGAUCAAUCUCUUUUGGCAUAUAUGCGUCUUGUGCGAACUGCCUGUUAUGUCCCGACAACAAUAAUGUAUGGUAACUUUUGGGAUCUAUUGAUGGACCAAUACUGUGCGUAUAUUUCUAUCGUAUAAUUGUCAAUUAACUAAACUAUUCAUAUCCAUGUCUCUAUUAUCAUAAGCUUCAUCUUAACCUAAGAACUGUUAUUAUACGAUUUUCAAUUCUUGAAUUAUUCCCUGUCUAUUAGUCACUGCCUCCCUUAUUCACAGCCACAUCUGGCUAAUAAUUGUACAAAUAUUGUUUCAUAUUUUAUUGGUACGUUGUGGUCUGUUUGAUUGGUAUAUAAACUCAGUAUUUUUGAAAUAUAAAGAUU